AUGUUUGCAGUGGUCCAGGAUCUUGUGUGCAUUGGACGGGAAUUCUACGUGUAUGAUGCAGAAGAUUGUGUCAAAUGGUUUGCCCUUCUUUCUGUGAAAGAGUGCAUAUCUAGACUGCAUGAAAUGGGAGAAAUCAGACAGUGUUUAAAGGUUAGAAAUUAUGACUUUCCAGAUUGUGAAGAAUUUAACUUGGGUGGUCUCUAGGCUCUCAAGGGAGACAGCUAUGAUUUUUGUAACUUAGUAAUAACCAAGUUGUACAACAAACAUACGGUAUGUGAACUGCUCUAAACCUUAGGAACACGGAAAAUGGAAGAAGUCUUCAACAUCCAUUUAAAAUUACAGGUUGUGCUUGACUGCAAGCAUUUCAUCAUUCCCGGAUCAGCAAGAGAUGUAGUUCCAGUUUCUUUGGUUACAAAUCUCAAAGAGAGCUUAAGUGAAGAAGACAUGGAAAACAAGGUUUGAUUUAACAGAUGUUACAAUAGAGCUGAAACGGACGAUACCCCACAACGUCAGGCAAUUUCAUUAUUUAGCCAUGGUCAUAAUUUACAUGUAACUUCUAUAUUAUAGUAACAGCUGCUGUCGUCUUUUUCGCAAGUGUUCAUGGAAUUUUACCCAUAUUCCCCCCCUCCCCUCCCCCCAAACAUUCGGCUAAGUGUAUGUCCAUUUCGAAAAUUUUACGGAAUAAUUGAAAUAUUAGGAGGCCCUAAAAAUAUAUUUGUCUCUUUUAGGAUCAAAUUGCUGAGCUGGAAGAACUCGAGCGUGAUAUGGAGCCUGCAACAGACGAGAAUGUCAAUUUACCAGAUUUCCAUGGUAACACCAGCCUGACUGACAGUCCUGACACACUGAGUGUGUGCAGUGAUGCAUUAACUGAUGAUCUGGAGCCCAAUGGGAGGAUGGCGGAAAUAGGACAAGAAGAUGACAACUCGCCAAACAAUAAGUGCGACGAUGAUGGAUCAGAAGUUAAAGGUGCUCUGCACAGGAAGCUUAUGAAACAGUGGAGCGGGAAUAUCUCAUUGGAGGGUAUGCUGAUAUCAGCUGCCGCCGCAGCCAAAAAGUUUACCUCAGAGCGUCAGAAAGGAAAUCUCAAAAUGAGAAGAUUUCACUCCGCUGAUAGCGCAGGUGGUGAAAGACGGGAAGAUUCUCCCGGGGCAAACAGCAGCAGUGAGUCACAAAGUGAUGCCGUUGAGUUCAAGAGUGAGACUGCCUCGGACCCUGGCGCUGGUCAACCGAAUGAACUGCCGGAUAUUCAAGAAGUCGUCCGUGAAGAGGAGAGUCCUCGACUUCAAAAGAAAAGUCUCGAGCAGAGUCCAUGUCACUCUGAUGACAGUGAAUCAAGACAGUCAGGAAAUGAGGGAGCAGCAGUGGAAGAAGAGAUCUUUGAAAAGUAAGAAACAUCAAUUAUUUUUGCUCAUCAUCCUCAUCAAAUGUGCUUCGAAUUCCUUAAGAGGCUGACUUUUACUAGUUACAAAAUCCAAUGUUUUAUGGCUUAAAUUUUUGCCGGAGGGUGUACAACUAGAUGAAGUAUCUUUCAGGGGCUUGGUCAGUGUUCGUGCAGUUAGGUGAUGGAGUGGGUUCGUUACCAUCUGUUGUUCCGUCAUGCUAAGUUUCUGUAACAUUUUAUUUUUUUUAGAAGGGAAAGGCGAGAAAAGAAGAAGAAAAAGAAAAGAGUUGUCACAGUUGGUAGGUUUUGCUGUCUUCACGUGAAACACAUUUCAGUACGUGUUCCCCCCGAUUGUUCUACCAAAUGCACUGUUUGCUCUUUUUCUUUGGAACGUUUUAGUUUGUUAAAUACGCGGAAGCCUGACUGUACAUCUACACUGUACAUGUGUUUAUAAAUUCUUGUUUUCUCUUCAGAUAUCGAUUCACCUCAACUGAAACAAGGUAGGUUAACUUUACAUGUAAUCUGUUGUAAACACAUGAUUUAAGUAACGGCCUAAUAUUCACCUUGCGCAACACGAGUACAAUGCUGUCGCACUAAUGGUUUUGAAGAAGAAAGAAAUGAACUAAAAUUAUAUUUAUUUUCUCUAUACAAACUCUACUGUGUUAGAUUUAUUAUUCUCGAACUCUGAUAUUGUUUAAUAAUUGUUAAAUUCAGAGGUCUCGCUGGGCAGUCCCAUCCCCCACGUGCGGAGCGCAUCUUUUCGUGGUACUUAUUCUCCAACUGAGGAUGCGGAGGUAAGACAUUUUUGUGACACAGUUGUUGGUGUAAAUGUUCGGCGGUUUGUCUCUAUGUUUGUUCCUCUGUCUCUAUCUUUGUCUCUGUCUGUCUGUCUGACAGACUGUCUGGGUCUUUCCGGCUGGCUUGCUAGCGGUGUGUUUGUCUGUAGUGAUGUUGGCCAGCCUGUCGGUAAAGUUGUUUACACUGCAUACCACCCGGUCUGUGUGGCCCACUAUGUGUUUUUCUAUCCGUGUGUCUGUCUGUUUGUCCGUCCAUCUGUCUCCCCAUCUGUCCGUCUAUCUCCCUCACGGUCUGUUUGUCUGUCCGUCUAUUCCUCUGUCUAUCUGUCUGUACGCCUGCUCUCCUGCCUGUCGUUCUAUUCAUAUACUCCUCUGUCUGUCAAUGUUGUCUGCCUCGCCAUCUUUUGAGCUAUCUGUUUAUCUACUUGUUUGUAGACGUAUUAAUGAGUAAUUAUGUACGCAGCUUUGUUGUCGCCUGAUAAUUUGGUUUAUUAACUAUACAUUGGCCAACAUAAAGAGUUUCUCCCCUCCAGCGACGCACACCACAGUGUCUUCAGAAACUUACCCCCUUUGUUCUUAUGUUGUUAACUGCUUACCUCGACUUUUGAUCUCUUAUUGUGUUUGCCUUGUCUGUUUGUCUGUCUGUUUACGUGUUUGUCUCUCCCUGUGUGUCUGUGACAUGGGAAUCAACUGGUAGUGUCCUUUACAACGCAGGUAAGGAGCAGACUUUCAUCAGAGCCUGAAAAGCUAGUCACUAGCCCCGCACAAUCAGAACUUCCUCCCGCCAUCCCAGCCAUGCUGUCAAAAGCUAAAGGCUUGCUGAAAAAGAAACUGAAAGUUCCAUCAGAGGAUUCCUCUAGUUUACCCUCUCCUACCCCACCCAUGGAGGAAGAAACCAUCUGCAAAAGAGAGGAAGAAGUAGACUCGGAGGAGAUGGAAUGCCCACCGGAAGUCGAGGAGCUUAUUCGGAGUUCAACGAAGACUCGGUGAGGCCCAUUUUGGGGUUUUAUUCCUGUGGUUACUUUUUAGUAUCUUAAGAGCCUAAUUGGCUCACCAGACAGGAGCUUAAUGAUUGUUAGUUGGUGUGAUGUUCAGUAGAUGGUGAUGGUCUAAUUGAUGGCCUAAUUGGCUCACCAGACAGGAGCUUAAUGUUUGUUAGUUGGUGUGAUGUUCAGUAGAUGUUGAUGGUAAACCUAUGUGUUUACAUAUCAAAAUGGCUGUAGAUAGUCCAGUUGGUAAUCUACAAAUCACAGCCGAGGAGUUGAAGUGGGGGAAACUGGGAACGAAUCCGUUAGGCAGCUGGUAGAGAGUUUGAAUUAUUUGAUAUUUACUGAAGACAAAAGAAGCAAGCAACAAUCCGUAGAAUCUUUAGGGCAUAAAUGUUUUUUAGCUGAAAUACUCCGUUUGUCGCAUGGUGGAGCAGAAGUAUAAGCCACUAUGUGUAAAGCGUGUGGAUAUUCUUAACCGCGACUGCCCUCUUGAGAAAUGCUUUUCUACGCCCUGUUCUUCUAACAAAAACACAAAAAUUGUCCACCGUGACGUCAAGUGUCUAUAAGCCCUCAUUGUUUAACGGGGAACAACCAAUGAAAAUUAGUGUAGAGGGUAAUUUACUUUAUGUAACUGUUACGAUUGUGUCAUUUUCCUUUCAGGAAUGAAGUCAAGAAUCCAGUGGUGCUAUUCAGUAUCAGUAGUCUUCGUAAAGUUCUGGAAGAAUGGGUCCCUAAACUACAUGCGGCCAUGAAGAGCUGUCAUGAGUUCAACAAGAACAUUGAUGAGAACAACACUAAGGUUGAUUUAAAGUUGUUUCUCGAUGAACCUGCGUUUGGCGAUGUCGCUCACCUAACAAGAAUGUGUUUUGACUGUGGUGUAUUUGGAGUAGAAUGUAUGGUAUGCUUGGAAGACCUGUCCCAUGAAGUUUUGUGUAGCGAGGAAAAGAUCAUGCCUAAUGGCUCGUUGGCGGUUCAAGAUGGUGCAGAGAUUAUUGAUGAGAAAAAAUUAAAGAAUGGAGGCAUUCGUCCUUUGCUACACAACUCUUUGGAAACCGUAUCGGAACGUAUGACUAAUGGUUUUAAUGGUGUUUAUGACGUUGGCCAAUCAGCUCAAGCUGGUAAAACCACCGUGAGUGACUUGAAAUCUAUUUCCUCAAAUAGCACAGAUGUUCAAGAAGUAAGCGUCAAGGUUGAAAUUUCAAACAGCGAUACUAAAGAAGCAUUUCAGAUUUUGCCUAUGGACAAACACAUUUCUGAUGAGGACAAGUUAAUCUUGUCAACGAAUAAAAGAUGCAAAGAGGCAUUACCUAACAGCACAAUGAACGGAGACUUCUCUAAUGGAGAAGGAACUCAUGGCCCUUCUUUCACACAAAAAGAGCGAGGUAUUUUCAGUUCAGCUAAGGACCGUGUGCUCGUUUGCUUGCAGUGUAAGGAGGGAACUGCAUUCUCUCGGAUUCCCCAUGAAAAUGCCGAAAGCCAACGCUCUGAACAGCGAGAAAAUGACACUAUUAGGUCAAAAUUCUUAUCUUACUAUUUCUUUCUGCUGGAUGUGAAGCAGUUACGACGGACGCUGUUUAUGAGCAAGGGCGAUAGACGAACAACAUGGAGAGCUUUUAUAGAUGGCAUGUCUGGUGAGUGAGUUAUCAUGUUUAUACUUAAUAUGUGGAACUCUGUUAUAUAAUUUAAAAAUUAUUAUUUUGCUAAAUUGAAGGUUUUUAAACUGAAAAAUGAUUCAUUUUGUUGUGGUCAAGGUCUGGUAACGACUGAUGACGUGAUUGUUAAGUAUUUGAAGGACGGCGAUCCACGGCGAGCACUUCAUGAAUUGCAUGAUGGGAUGGAGGCUUACUCUAGCAUUCUACUGUAUCAUUUAACUCGGUAAGUUGUACUUGUACCCAGACUCUAGACAGUUGCCUAAUGAAAUGAUCUUCCUUUUGUAUUUGAAACAGAAUAGAGAAUUAAUAGCGGAGCUCGCAGAGCGUAGCCCCAUUAUUAUACAAAAUGGUAGUAACCCAUCAAGCCGAAAAAAUUUGGACUUACGACCCUACGACCGACCGUACAAGAUGCUACUUUUAACAUGAGUGGUCAACUGUACCGCGGGCACACCAACGCCAUACUUUGUCCAGUAGUCUAGUGGUCAGUGCACUGAGCUCCGAGUCGGACGACCCGGGUUCUAGUCCUGGCCGGGGCAAGGCGUUAUGCCCCUAAAACGUGCGGGAAAAAAAAUGCGAGCUCCGCUUUUAGGCUUGGCUAAAUUUAUAUAUUACUAAGAUCUACGGGCAAGGAGAAUUCGAUAAACAAUCAAGAGUUGGUGAUCACUUCUUUUAUUCUCAUAACCUCACUGUUUGAUUCCGGGGUGAUACCAUGGGGAGAAGUUAGAUGCUGGUCAUCUUUCGGGAUUAAAGGGUUAAAAGCUUUCUUUACGGAUUAUCUUUCACAGCUUGUAUGAAUACGAUCGCCGUGAAACAAUGAUCACGUGUGCGAGAAUGUUUCCGGAUGUGCAACCGUGGGAGGUGAUGGAGAUAUGUCGGCAAAACAGUGGUCUGAGUUUUGAAGCCAGAUCAGAUGAUUUUGUGUUUUAUGUGGAACAACUGAUGAGAUGGCGGGCUGAGGUUGGAAUUACCAAGUACGGAUAAGUAAUUUUAAAAGGAUAGAGAGGAGGAUGACUCUAAACUGUGGUUGAACUUAGUAAAGAGCGGUGCGGUCUGAAACCAUACCAGUGAUAGGGCGCUUUUUGAUCGAGUGUCGUAAAACCAAACUUAAGUAAUCACAACGGCCAAUCAGAGGAAAGGAAUAGCUAUAAGAGCCAAUGAGAACUCAGGAAGUAAUCAGGGGAAAAUUUCAAAUCCGCCCUUCACAUAACGUCCUUCUCCUCGUUAAAUAGAGACACCUGACGUGACAUCUGACGUGACAUCUAACGUGACACCUAGCGUGACAUACUAUAUUUGCGAUGUGUUCUGUACUUUGAAGUUGAAAUUUGGACUCUAAAUGGUGACGGUGACCAUAGAAGGUCUUUUUGUGAAAUAUUUCCACAAUGAUAUUUUUUUUCUCCAGGGAAAAAACUGUCAGUAAGAUUUGUGAGGAUGUAGGAGUCGCCUUGUGGUGGUUCCAUUGCUCACUUGUUGUAGAUUCUGUAAGAGACGGAAUACAUUGUCAACACUGUGGGAACCCAAGGUCAAUAUUUAAUUUUUAUUUUUACUCAUUCUUUUAAAACUUUUGGUUUAAUUGAUCGCGUGCUUGAAUUUUUUCUUUUCAAUGGUAAUUUGUAGCCUUUGUAUCUUUUUAUCAGACCGGGAUCGCACAUGGUUCCGUGGCAGAAAGCCGAUCAUCUGCAACAACUGAUUGACUUUCUCCUUCACAAAGAUGCAAAGGAAUGUAACGAUUUCAUGGAUUUGUGUUGGAAACAUGGGUAAGAGAAAAGUCUUAUGUCUUGGCAUGCUUGAUUUUCCCUACACGUUCACCGGAAUUGGGUAAAUUGACGAACUAAAUUGAAACUUCGUUUGAAGGAAAAUUAUCCUUUUGAAGAGAAAGUAUUGGUCUAAAUUGUAGUUUAUGAAAAAUUUAGAUCUAUGCAAACACAGCGUGUUGAUAUUGCUGAUUCGCAAGACGUUUGUCUCUUAUUCGAGCCAUUGUUAAUCGAGUGUCCAAAGUGAUCUACGAUUGCUUUUAUUUUACUUCAUCACGCUCUGGGAUUGGUCUAAAAAUCUCGCCUUGCCUUUUCAACCAAUCAGAUGCAAAACUGAAAUCAGUUGCGACUUGGUCAGUCGCGUUUUCCCGCGCUUCAGGAAGAUUGCUUUUACUACAUGUUCCCAUUGGCUGAUAAUGAUGUAAUCUUUGUUCUAAUUGGCCGCUCUCCAAGAGCUCGUUGGUGAGUUAGGCUGACUCACCAACGAGCUCUUGGUGGCUAGUUGGAAGAACGUUGGACUGCGAAAUCAGGUUUGAGGUCGUAUUUCUCGUAAGGUACUCAGUUUUCUUUUUUUUCCAAGUUUAAAACCAAAACAAAUUACAUCUUUGUUUAUUAUAGGGUAAUUUUCUUCACAUGAGCACUAAAGUCGGUCAUAAUGCCUGCAACGUUAAAUUAAUUGUUAACGUUAUCUCUCUCCUUUUUUUUAACACAGAUAUUGGGUUGGUCUGAUCCGCUUGUGUGUGCGGAAAAAUCUUAGACAAGACGCCUUGAAACUAGUCUUUUCGCUAGGUGACUUGAACCUUAUCAGGGACACUCAGCCAUGGGGUAUGUACUGUAUUUUCCCUCGCGUCUUUAGCAGCGUAGACUAGAAAUUCAGCAACCUUUUUCUUGUCGCUAUGGCGACCAAAGCGGUUGCGGUGUGUUGCGCUGCAUAUACAUAUUUAUGCCAUUUUCUACCAGUCAUUUGUUUAUCCGGUGUUACAAUUAUGUCCUAUAAUUCGGCUGUGAAGCUAGAUUUUCAGAGGAGGGAAAACCUUAAAAUUACUAUUGUUUGUGACUGUGACCAUGAAAUCUGGUUCGUUUACACUUGUCCGGGACAUGUUGCGGCUUAUUUGUAAUUUUUGUAUGCAGGACGUCUCCCGAAAUCACUAGAUGAAUGGAAGUACCUCUUAGAAUUGCUUUUAUCACGUGAUGGAAAUAGCGACAAGUCUCAUGCUUGUCCGCACUCAUACAUGCCGCUGUCGCUUACUGAUUGGACGCCUAACUUGACGUGGAGUAACGUCAUUAACCUGAUGCUUGAACGGCUUGGUGCUGGACACACUGUUAACUUACUGCAGGCUCUACCACGUGACACACCACUCCUUACUACAGAUUUCUACUACUCGUGUUUAUUGGGAGCCGUGAUUGAGAGAAGGCAAAGGUUGGUAUAACGCUCGUCUUUCUCUGUUGAGGCUCAGCGACUGGGCGUGGGCGUGGGGGUGGGCACUACUCUAAAGUCAGGGGAUGGGUUUUUCGCUUCUAAGUCCUGACACUUUUUGAGACCAAAUCCGUUAAUUUGGCGAUCGAACCUAGAUAGACUCUACACCAAUAACAUUGUCACCCUGUCUAAAGUCUUGGAUCAGGAAAGAAACCCCGUUCAAAACCCUAAGCAGUAAAAUUGUAUGUCUUGUGGAAGAUUGAAUGCCCCGGCAGAAAACCAUACUUAAGCGGCGCAUACUCGAAUUUCACAAGCCUUUUACUAAUACAGCGCUGAAACUCUUACUUCUUUUCAGGACGUUGAUUCACGAACUGCUCAAAAAGCUGGACUCUUAUCUGUGGUCACAAAGAAGUGGCUCCUUGGCGCCUAAGGUGAGCGAAAAAGAGAGCAGUUUUAUGACACUGAGAUUUUUAGAGAUGUUUUCUUGUCGUGUUCAGAGAACGUACCUGAUGAUGCUGUUUGUGAUGUUCUUAUUGUCUUUUUUGUUUUCUCCUUUAAGUUAAACAGUUUCCGUAAGGAAGAAGAAACGUAUGGUCCAAAAAGUAAGGUAAUGUAAGCAAUUCUUUGGUACGAUUUUCUUCUCGGGUAAAGUGCAAAAAUCUUUUCAAAAUACAGUGUUACUUGCUCUAAGAUAUACGCUAUAAAAUAGUUCCUGGACUUAUUCAUGAAAAUUGUUUAUCUGUGGUUUUUUAAUUGAACAGGAAGACGUAAAUCCACAACUAGAAUCCAUGGAACAAUUCAGGACACUUGAGGAUGGAGGUUGGUGAAGAGGACUCCAGACUCUUGCUAAGCUUGUCUGUCUGGUCUUCGUGCAUUAUUCGUGGACGUUUUGUAUGUUUGUACCCGUAGUUUUGACAUAAGUUGUCGCCUUGGUUUGUGGACGUUGGUGAAUGUGUUACUCGCGAACGAGGCUUAUUUGCGUGGAUUUAGAGCGUGAUUCAUGAAGGUGUUCUGCGUAUGUAGUACGUGUGCGACGAGCUCUUAUUGGUUUAUUUCCGUAUCUACGUAAAGUCUUCUUUUAUCCACGCAUUGAGUGGUGCAUCUCGCGACGUAUAUCCAGGCUGUUUUUCGUUUUUACAGUUUCUUUUUACUUUUUAAUUGCGAUAGAUCUAACUCCCAUUUUUUUCUUACAACAGCUUCAAACUGGGGACAAAAUAUUCGCCUGUCAGAGUAAGUACCUGUGAUUUUUUUGUGUGUUAUCAUUAUUAAAAACUAUCCAGAGAAACAGCUUACUGCUUCUCUUUACGUAUCAUUCUCGAAAACUAGUAAGGAAAAUGCAAGUGGUCGAGAAGUUCAUCUACUGGCUUCAAGUUUCUAGGAAAGCGUUAUAUGUUUUCAAUCAGCAGUUACCAUUUAGUUUUCCUUUCUCUAGUUAAGUUAAGUUAACGUCUUUAAUUUUUUUCUGUUUUUAGCGGUGAAUGCUUGGUGUGUUCGCUGAAACUCUGUGAGCAGAUUUCGACCAGUAAUCAAGGACUGCUUUUAUUUGAAUGUGGUGAGUUAGUGAAAUAUCUUGAUCAAACUCCAAAUUCUCGUGACUUAUUUACAAGGCAAUGUGUAGUAGCUAGGGGAGAAUUUAAAAAAUCGGAUCUUGGGAUUUCAAUGCCCAACGAGCUUCGUUUAACACGACUGACGACACUCAACGCAGGCGAGAAAAACUUCUUCUGAUCCUUUUCAUUGAACGAUAUAACCUUAUACAAGUCCUGUUGUGAUUUUCAGGUCAUAUUUUCCAUAAACACUGUGUCCCAGAGGCGGCCUGCAUACUUUGCUUUCAACAAAACCUUACCACUAUUGGGUAAAAGGACUGUGAACUAGGCAAGGAAUCUGCUACUUGGCCAGGCCAAUUUAUUAUCUUUGUACAAUUCAGUUGUCGCUUUCUAUAGUAUUUUUCAACUGAAAUGAGUGAAGUGCGAUUUGUUUCAAAAUCAUCGUUUCGGUACGAUUUGAAAUCUUAUGGUUGAUUUUAGACCUUAAAUUGUUAAACACAAAAGAAAGUAGGAAAAGAAAGUGGUUCACCUGACAGGAUAAUUAUUAUCAAAAUUUAAACAAUAAUUUCUUGCUGUUUGAAAACGGAUAAUUUCUUUAGAAGGUAGGCGCUGUAGUUUUAUAGUUCUAUAGUAACGAAAGAACAUUUAUUAAAUUCCGGGAAAAUAAAACUCAUAUAAUGAACGCUUAAAUUACUGGUAAGAAAUGUUCACAAAUUAAUAAAUGACAGUUUUAUUUAUUUUAUACAAAUCACAGACAUAUAUACGUAUAGGCCAGAUGGAAAAUUAUAUUCUAUUUUUGGAAAAAAAAAAAACCCACCUCCAAUUUGAUAAUUUGAUUUGUUAAUUGCUACAGAGGUCUUUUGGAAUGAAAACUAUUGAGUUGAGAAACUGUUUUUUAACCUUCCACAAACUCCCACGAAGGAAACAGACAGAAUUUCUUCUUAAAAUAUAAAUAAAAAAUCAACAGACAAAUGAUGAGAAUAAAGAUAAAUAUCAAUUACGAGGUUAUUUGUUGAUCCAAUAGCAAACUCGCCAAAAUAAUAUUCUAAGAAUUGUAUGGCAGACAGUAGGAGAAUUACUUAUGAGAUCUUGGGAGUGAAAGGGUAUGGCAGUUUAGUUUAUACCAAUGCGAUGCAACCUGCGCGAGAAAUUAUUUCAUGUAAUUGCCAACAUGUGCAGAAGAAGUCAGUUUUUUUCAAGAAAUAGUUAUUCAGCAUUGCGUCAGUCUUAACGGUAAGUAAAACUUGAUACUGGUCUGUGCCACACUUGUUACAAACAAACCUUUACAAGCCAUGUUCAGUUUCUCAAGUUUUUCACGCAACAUGUGUUGCAUCCAAAUUGAUAGCAGGUCUGGUUGAUACAAUUUCACAUUGUAACUGUUCUUUCUGUUAUCUUUUGAAACUAGCCGUUGAAAAUAGAUAUCCAAUCAGAAAACAAACUAUAUUUAUUGGCAUACGAUUCUCUGUCCAUGUGUUACAUAGCCGUUAAAAAGUAAUCCUAGUGUCAUAAUCGAUUGCAAAAUCUCCAU
Messenger RNA from Pocillopora meandrina, 11059 nucleotides. Lineage: Eukaryota; Metazoa; Cnidaria; Anthozoa; Scleractinia; Pocilloporidae. The record is from the annotation of a GenBank genome assembly.